Cladocopium goreaui is the source of this 1197-nucleotide messenger RNA. NCBI's taxonomy places the organism in Eukaryota, Dinophyceae, Suessiales, Symbiodiniaceae. The record is from the annotation of a GenBank genome assembly.
AUGUUCACUUCGGUCGUUCUGGCCUUAGUGUUUCUCAUUCUGGUGGCCAAGCGCGGGCUUGUCGCUUCCGGAAAUAUCACCAUCGAUAUCAACGAGCAAAAGACCGUUGAGGUUCCCACCGGCGGGAAACUACUCGGCGCACUUUCGGAGCAAGGCAUCUUCGUCUCAUCCGCUUGCGGCGGUGGUGGCACCUGUGCCCAAUGCAUUGUGAAAGUUCUCGACGGCGGUGGAGACAUACUGCCGACCGAGCGCUCGCACAUCAAUAAGCGCGAAGCUCGCGAAGGCUACCGGCUUUCGUGCCAGGUUGCGGUCAAACAAGACAUGAAAGUCGAGGUGCCUGAAGAGGCGCUCGAGACCAAGAAGUGGCAGUGCAAGGUUCGCUCGAAUCGCAACGUCGCCACCUUCAUUAAAGAGUUUGUGUUGGAACUUCCCCCUGGGGAGCAGGUGAACUUCAAGCCUGGCGGUUACAUCCAGAUUGAAGUGCCACCGCACGAACUCGAUUACAAAGAUUUCGCGAUUGAAGAAGAGUACCACGGCGACUGGGACACGUACGACGUCUGGCGUUACAAGUCGGUUGUGGAAGAGCCGGUGGUGCGAGCUUAUUCGAUGGCAAACUAUCCGGGCGAACAGGGCAUUAUCAUGCUCAACGUUCGUAUUGCCUCGCCACCUCCACGAGCACCAGAGGACGUGCCACCGGGUAAGGUCUCGUCCUACAUCUUCAACUGCAAGCCGGGCGACGAGGUCACCAUCUCGGGUCCCUACGGCGAAUUCUUCAUAAAAGAUACCGAUGCCGAAAUGGUCUACAUCGGCGGUGGUGCGGGUAUGGCUCCCCUGCGGAGCCACAUCUUCGAGCUGUUCAAGAACCUGAAGACCGGACGGAAGGUGUCUUACUGGUAUGGCGGCCGGAGCCUCCGCGAGUUGUUCUAUGUCGAGGAGUUCCGCGAGAUUGAGAAGGAAUUCCCGAACUUCACGUUCAAUAUCGCACUGUCCGAUCCAGCGGAGGAAGACAACUGGACCGGCUACACCGGCUUCAUUCAUCAGGUGUUGCUGGAAAACUACUUGAAGGACCAUCCCGCGCCCGAAGAUAUUGAAUACUACAUCUGCGGUCCACCGAUGAUGAACGCGGCGGUAUUCAAGAUGCUGGAUGAUUUGGGAGUCGAGCCCGACAACAUCGCGUACGACGAUUUCGGCGGCUGA